This is a messenger RNA of Saccostrea echinata, 18992 nucleotides long. RefSeq lists its product as uncharacterized. Gene Ontology annotation, cellular component: dynein complex. The record is from RefSeq and is a predicted model, not a curated record. The transcript is spliced from 101 exons. Gene Ontology annotation, molecular function: ATP binding; minus-end-directed microtubule motor activity; dynein intermediate chain binding. Lineage: Eukaryota; Metazoa; Mollusca; Bivalvia; Ostreida; Ostreidae. Bases 147 to 18251 code for a protein of 6034 amino acids. Gene Ontology annotation, biological process: microtubule-based movement.
UGUCGUUUUGUCGUUAUGCAAAUGAGUUGGCAACCCAAACAAUAUGGCGGACAACAUGAACACUCAUGGGCAUAGAAACCAUUGAAAUUACUUAAUUUUCAAGAAAAUAUCUCCUGCUGAGAUUAACAUAAAGUAAAUCCAUCAAAAUGGAUGAACGGUUGAAGUGGCUGGAGAUGAGGAUUAGCUCCUCCUUAAGGCCAAGAAAUGAGGACCUCAAGAACAUGUUCCUCAAUGAUGAAAACAGACUUGCCUUCUAUGAGUUUAUAAACAAUGAGGAUGUGAGGAAAUUGUUUGUGUACAGCAAGGAGAGGCAGAUAAUUGCAUCACUGAUUCCACCAUUUGAUCUCAAAUACAAAUCAAUCUUCUUCCUGAAAUGCAAUGCUGGUACCAAACUUACCAAAGAAAAUAUUGGAAAUGAAGUGUUUUACAUUGACUGCACAAAUAUACCACUAGAACAUCUAGAGUUACUUAUCAGAGAGGUUUAUCUCCCCUUGAUGUGCACAAAUCAGGUGAAAAUUGCCACAGGAGGGGACAAAGUAAUGGAUAUACUUCAUAGACUUAUGUCUGUUGUAGAAGUUUCACAAGGCCAUGUCGAGGGUCGCAUCAUUUUGAGUUUGCCCUCCAUAGAAGUGUUAGCAGAGGCAGCCGCUACACCAAACAGAAGAGGGGCUGUCUUACAUGUGCUGGAAACCACAGUACUAGCAUGGAUCAAACAAAUUAAGGGAGUAUUAAAACAUGAUCCAAUAGCAGACCUGUUUCACCAUUAUGGCCCAGAACCAGGGCCUCUGGAUGAAAUCAAAAUGUGGGAGAGGCAGUUAGGACGUCUGCACUCUAUCCUUCGACAGCUGGAGUCUCCUGUUGCUAAGGACAUCCUGCAAAAUCUGAAUCAAGCUGAAAGUCAAUAUUCCAGUUCAUUUAAUCACGUGAGGAAAGAUAUUAACAAGGCUGUAGCUGAGACUAACAGGACUUUACGAUUCCUUAACACUAUGCAAUGGCUGUUUGAGGAUUUGAACAGUACUCUGAACCCGAGCCACAUGCUGAAGUUGUUCAAACCGCUGAUGCAGGUUCUCUUUCUAGUCUGGCAACAUUCUGUGUAUUACCAUCAAAUGGACAAAUUCCACAACAUUCUAAGACUUCUAUCCAAUGAAGUGGUUCACAGGGCUAUAGCUAUGGUAGGAGAGGACAUUCUCAGAGAGCCAUUGGAGUCUUAUACAAAACUGAAGGAAGCUUUGAGAGUAUGUGCUGCAUUCAGAGGGACCUACCUGGACUUCAAAGACAAAGCAGAUGACAAAAAUGCUCAAAACAUUGCAGAAAAUGCUGAGAGAUUGGCAUCAAGACCACAGGGUACACUGUUCCUGACUAAGAUGUAUGGCCCCCAUGCCUAUACCCCCAGGUAUGGCCUGAGACAUGGGGAUGGGCACUCCAGCCAUGACUCACUCAAUGACGACGAAUUGUGGACAGACAGUCCCUGGCCACCUAGAAAUGCUCCAUGUUUUGAUUUACUGAACAGCUUCAUGGAAAGAUGCAAUGACGUACUUGAGCUUGUUGAGACAACUCGUCACUUCCGCCUGCUGGCAGACGCUGCUGAGAUCGGUGGUGCUGGCAGUAUGAGCUUAGAUGCCCUGGUCAAGGAGAUUCAUGUCAAAUACACACAGGCCAUGAAGGAUUUUUUUGCCGUAGUGGACAAUGUCCUUAGUAUAGAUGGGACACAGAAUUUUGAAAGGGCUUUCUUCAGAUUUAGAACAAUUGUCAAGUCCCUGGAGAAGAGAUUAGCGGAGAUUUUACGUCUGUCCUACAACCACUGCCCCACCGUCGAGUCCCAGCUGAGACUUCUAGAGGUGUUUGAGGGGGUCAGCGGAAGAGAACUUGUUCAGAUUCACUUGAGAGACAAGGAUCAUCAGCUGGUUCAGGCUUUUUCUGAGGAGCUACAAACUGUCAGGAGCAUGUUUGAUGACUGCAGCAUCAGUCCACCCCUACACAGAAACAUGCCCCCCAUUGCUAGUCGACUCUUCUGGGUCAGAGCACUGCAGGAAAGGAUCAGGAGGCCAAUGGACAAGUUGAAGCGAGUAAGCCCCCAUUCCCUGGAGGGGGAUGAAGGCUGGCAGAUGAAGGAUGCUUACCAGGAUUGUAUAAAGGUUCUGGAGGAGUACGAGAAAAAGAUCUCCCUAGACUGGCAGAAUAAUAUCACCUCAGAGUUGACCAUGAAGCUGAAACAACCACUACUGAUUGCAGAAGAGUAUGAUGAAGAAGUGGAUCUCCGUCCACAAGUUGUUCAUGCUAACUUGGACUCUCAGCUCCUUCUCCUACUGAAGGAAAUCCACUAUCUGUGUGGAGAUCCCUUCAAUAUCCACCUUCCACCCGCUGCCAAGGAGUUGCUGAGAAACACGGAUGCCCAGGAACUGAGAACCACUGCUACCCGACUGGAAACCAUUGUAUCCAAGUAUAACAACAUCAUGAGGUCAAUUACAGAAUUUGAGAGACCUCUGUUUGAAAGAAAACUUGCCAAAAUUGAUAUUCUAUUUGAACAAGGCCUUCAGCAGUACACUUGGAGGAUGAAGGAAUCUGCUGACUUCAUUGAGCAAGCCAUGUCUUUGGUCUGUGUGGACGUCCACCAGAAUCUGGACACCGUCCAGACAAAUUGUCAUGAGAUUGCCGGAAUCACAAUAUCCUGGUCCAUGGGAACUCUGGAUGUGUUUGUCUCCCGAGAUCAAGAGAAGUCGUAUUCCAUGGAGGAAUUACUUGGAAUGCAAAAGCAUCUAGAAGAUGACUUUGAGAACACAGUCAUUCCCUCAGGACAUAAGAUUCACCAGCUUGUGGAUGCAUCAUUUGAGGCAGUACAGAUAAGUCAGGCCUCUCCUGCCUGGCAGGAUUAUAUAGACUAUGUGGAUGCCAUUGUUCUGGAUGGCCUGAAGCAGGCCACUCUCACUAGUCUCAAGUCCAUGUUAAACAAUCUGGUGCAAGCCAACAUGGCCACAGAGGAUGACUUUGUUAUGCCAAUUCUUACCAUCCGAUUAGAGCUGAUUGACAACCGCGUGGCAUUCAGGCCACCACUGGACACCCACACCUCAGUUAUCUCAGUUCAGGAACUUGUUCAUCAGUGGCUGGACAGUUUUCUGGCUCGAGGAAAACUUGUCAAAAUGCUUGGACCUAAGGGUACAUAUCAGGAUUACAUAGCAGCUGAUGAGGAAGUUAAACAGCUCCUGUUAGACAUUAAUAAACUGGUGGAUGAAAAUGGAGAGGAGUGUAAGAAACUAAUUGACAUUUUUGGGGACUAUGCUUUCCUGUGGCUACAAGAUGUCAAUUUGACCUUUGAGGAGUUUCUGAGGGGAAAACUUUCACCUAAUCCCCUAAGGAGCCCCAACAGAACAUUUGCAGGAAUGGUCAGACAACAAGCAACUGAAAGAUCCAGAACUGAAUCUAGAGCUUCAUCAACAAGCAGUUUGAAUUCAGCAGGACUACUGGGAACAGCUGAGAGGACUUUUCUCACACCUAAAAAUAUACAAGAGGAAGUCUCAUCCAAUAUUCCAAGUUUGGAUGAAUUUGAUUCAGAAAUUGAAAUUUACAGGACUGCCCGAGAUGAAAUACAAAGUUUGGAAGAUUUCCAUAAUGUGGGAUGGCUUCGUGUGGAUUUACAACCAAUCAAACAAGUUCUUACAACUUAUGCUGCCAAAUGGAUGUGGACAUACACUAAAUACCUGUCAGAUCAGGUGACCCACAUGUUGGAGAAACAUGACAUGUUUCUCAAGAGAAUUGAGCCGGAGAUUGAGGGGAUAACUGGGGAGGAGAGGGACACAGCCUCCUUUAUGAAAAUGAUGAGACUCUUUAAUGAGGUCUCAGCACAGCAACUAGAGAUGGAUGGUAAAUUCACAGCUAUGCACAGAACUGUGUUACUGCUGAAGAAAUACGGACAGAAGUUACCAGAAAAGACCCAGGCUUUGUUCAGUGCAGCACCAGGCCGAUGGAAUAACUUGAAAACUAAGGUAUCCUUGGCCAAACAGAGACUGGGUCCCAGGAUACAGGAGGAGUCUGUACGAAUCACUCAGGAUUUAGAGGCCUUUGGAGUUAGAGUUAUGUCCCUUGCUAAGGAGUUGGAGAACUCUGAUGUGUACAAUAGAGACUGUAACAUUACUGAUUCCUGGGUGAUCAUCGAUGGAUUCUCCAAGAGGCUGACCGUCCUGGAGAAUGAAGCACAGGAUCUCAUUGAACUUCAAGGACUUCUGGAAGCUUCUGUAGUAAAUUUUGAAAUCUUGCCACAGUGCCGUCAUGAGUUGAACAAUUUGAAGCAAGUUUGGGAGACUGUGCGAGUGAUUGAUGAACAGCAGUCUGAGUGGAAGAGGCACCGCUGGCAGAAGAUGAACACUAAGUUCUUGAAGGAGGAGACGAAUAAACAGUUAGACAUUGUCAGGGGUCUUCCAGAGGAUAUUUUUACCUGGGAUGUCUACAUGGGGCUGCAUGAGUCCAUUACCACAAUACAGGCCUGCCUUCCUCUUAUUGAUGACCUCAGUAACCCUGCCAUGAGAACCAGACACUGGAAAAAACUGGUUCAGGUCACCAAAGGAGGGCUUAACAUUGACACGGAUUCACUCAAGAGGAUGACCCUCGGGGAAUUACUGAGUCUCGGGUUACAGAAACAUGUGGACGAUGUUCGCGCCCAGGUCCAGAGGGCCGUGAAAGAUCUGUCUAUUGAACAGAGUCUGAAAACUUACGAUGAGGUCUGGUUGAGUAAGAUCUUUGAGCUGCGACCUCACACACGAGUCAGGACCGAAAUGGAUGUCACACCAACUAAUCAGGAUCAGCAAAGUGAGAGUGAACACUCUCAACACCAGGGUCAAGGGGGACAACCCCCUGCUGCCAGUCGAAGUCAGGCACGAACAGGAAGUAGGAUUUCCAACCAAAGCUCACACAGUAAAAAUAAACGAAGCAGUAUCGCGUCACUUCCUGCUUCACUGCUGAAUCUUGGUGAGGACUCAGGGCAGAUAUUACUACUGACCAACACUGACCCAAUCUUUGCUGAACUUGAGGCCCACCAGGUGUCGCUACAAGCGAUGCACAGCAACAGUUUGGCCGGUAGCUUCAUGGAUGAUGUGGUCAAAUGGCAGAAACGGUUGCAGACCAUUGAGGCUGUCCUCAGAACAUGGCUUGAUGUUCAGGAACUCUGGAUAGAGUUGGAAGAGGUAUACUCCAGUACUGAUGUGAGGACCUCCCUUUCCCAUGAUGCCAACAGAUUUGCUGUCCUCAACAAAGACUUCAGACUCCUCAUGAGGGCCACAGAGAAAAAUCCCAAUGUCCUACAGAGAUGUACUCGUAAAAACAUAUUGUCAAUUGUGGAGCACAUGAAACAUGGCCUUGAGACCUGUCGUAAAAAUCUCCUCCAUCACCUGGAGCGAAGACGUCAAAUCUUCCCUCGAUUCUACUUCUUGUCUAUGGAGGAUGUCCUUCAUAUUGUCUGCAAUGGGUACGACCUUAACCAGGUGAACCUGUACAUUAACAAGCUGUUUGAGAAUGUGGGGAGCAUUGUGUUUGAGGAGGUUGAGGAGGAGGAGCGGUAUAAAUUCCUCAUCACUGGGGUCACCAGCUGCCUCGGGGAGAGACUGGACUUUAAUCAACCUGUAGCUUGUGAGGGACAAAUAGAAACAUGGCUGUCCUCAUUUGUCAGCAGUUUGAAGAACUCCCUCCAAUUCCAAAUGGCCACAGCCCUGGGGUACGAGAAGCCCAAGCCAAGACAGAGGACAAUAAGGAGUGCUGGAUCUAGGAGGGUCUCAGUCCCUGCAAGGGCCUCCAGUUCCCUCAGCAAGCAGAAUAAAGGGGAAAAAGGUGGAAGUCGCACAAGCAGUAGACAGAAGAAAGAAAGAGAAAAAGAAAAGGAACCAGCUAACAAUAGUAGAGCAUCUUCUGUUGCCGAGCAACUGUUAGCUGACCCUGAAAAAGACCCCCAGAAGUCAUGGACUCUGGAUCAUGUGACUGAAGUUGUUUACCUAGCAACACAAGUCCAAAUGACAGAGCAGAUCUCAGAGAGUCUGGCUGCACUAGAUUCUGGAAAUAGGGACAGUCUCAAGAACUGCCAUGAGAAGAUAAGCUCUAGUAUUAAGGCCACAGUGGUGUUACUAAAAGGCUUGGAGGGAGACAAGGAGGCAAAGGGCAGGAAAGAGAAAACAGAAAGUGAAAUGAAGAAUCAGAAACUUGGUGAGGACAAAGAAGAGCUAUCUGAGUCUGCCUCCGUCGCCGGGGCCAGAAGUAGUUACGGUGGGGCAUCCAUGGGGCAAUCCAGGAAGGGCUCCAUGUUUGAUGUGGGGCUAGAAUCGGGACGAUCCCCCAUCCCAGAGGAAGAGGGCUCUAUACAAGAUCAUCAGGACUCUUCAGGAACAGGUGGUGACAACACUCAGAGAUCAAAAACUGACAAACCUGACCAGAAAGCAAUGGUGGAACCUCAGACAAUGGAGCCCAUAGACACUAUGAACAUUCUCAAUAUGCCCCUCCCAACGAUCAAAACCAAACAGGAAGAGGAAGCGGCGAAACAGGAAGAACCUAUCGACAACUCAGAACUCAGACUCAUGUUGUUCCCAAGUCAGAUCCAGAAACUCACUUCUCUGUUGGCCUUAAUGGCUCACCUGAGAGAUUUCAUGGAGCGAAUGAUUGAGGCCGAGAAUAAUGAUGCUAUGAGUACAUUCCAGUGGAGCUCACAACUCAGAUAUUCCUACAACAAGGAAAACAAAGGGGUCUCUAUUAAGUGUCUGGAUGCGGAGUUUGACUAUGGCUAUGAAUACGUUGGUUCCAGCAAUAGAGAGGUCAUCACUCCCCUUACAGAGCGAGUAUUUGUCGCCCUGUGUCAGUCCAUUAAGGCACAUUUGGGGGGCAUGUGUGUUGGAGCUAUGGACACAGGAAAGUUUGAACUUGUUCAUGAGCUCAGUCGAUCCCUGGGGUACCCCCUGUACAGGUUCAACUGUACCAAGACCAUGAAUUAUGAACAACUUCAAGAUAUAUUCAGAGGAAUGGCUGCAACAGGAUCCUGGGUGUGUUUUGACAACUACAAUCACUUGGCCCCUGCGGUACUGAGUGUCUUUGCCCAGUUGAUGUCUGCCGUGAUGGAGGCUUUAAAAGCUGGAAAGGCAGCAGUCCAUCUCCAGUCAGAUGACAUACAGCUUAGCCCCAGUGGGGCAUGUUUUGCCCUCCUAGACAGUGCUCUAAAGGUUCAGCCAGGAAACCCAGACAAACUCCUCCUGUAUCCAUCAGUUACUGCAGCUCUCCCUGACUACAUCAUGACCCAGUUUAGGACAGUCACCAUUGUACAGCCUGACCUUCACCUUACCCUGGAGGUCAUGUUAUGUAGUCAAGGAUUUAUAAAUGGAAGAGAAUUGGCUAAGAAGACUAUGAUGGUGUAUGAAAUGUGUCGCAAACUGCUGGGUACCACGCAGUUCAUAUCUGAAAACAUGACACAAGGUUGUGACAUAGCCACCAGUAAUGGGGGCUGGAGUAUUAAGACUCUAAAGGGUGUGGUGUCUGAGGCAGGAGCCUAUCUAGAGAAGAAUACAAUUGAUGUGCUAGAGAUGGAUGAGAUGAGCCCCAUCAAAGAGGAAGAGGAGGAUGAGGAGGAGGAAGAACUCCAGGAAGAUGGAGAGAAACACGAGGAGGAGGCAUCAGAAAAAGCUAAGAAGGACAAAGGACCUGCAUCUGUUCCAGCAGAUGACCUUUCUUCUGAAAUGAAACUACGGGCAGAAGAAAAAUCCUUAGUUAUGGCCAUUAGGGACACAUUCCUUCCCAGAAUGCAAGGCAGGGAUGCAAGCAUCUUCUGCACCUUGAUUACAGAUAUCUGGCCUCAUGUAGACCUACCUCUUCUGUUUGGAGGAGAGUCCCCAUUGUCUAAAGCACCACAGUCAAGAGUCAGUUCCCGAGCGAGAACAGCCAAGAGUGAUAACUCUGCCAAAUCAUUGAAAGAUCCAAUUUUCCAUUGGAGAGACUCAAUUAAUCUGAACACCCCAGUGGUGCCCCUGGCUCACGGUGCAGGAAGUAGAUUUAUGGUGGAUGGGCAGAGACAGGUCCUAGAAGACAUGCAUGAUGCCAUCGCUGUGGCAACCGGUGACCUUGGUUUGUUGCCAGGUGUUGCUUUCCAAGGACGUGUGGCACAACUUGCACAGCUGAAUGCUGCCCACCAAACAAUAUUUGUUGUGGGCCCUGCUGGUUGUGGAAAGAGUGAGUGCAUCAAAACGUUUGGAUUUUCUGAGAGGGAAAGAGGUAAAACCAUUGCUAUCCAAACCCUCUUCACCAAGGCUGUAGAAUCGGAGGAACUCAUGGGAUACUUCCACACCAAGAAUGGUGAGUGGAAGGAUGGCUUGUUGACAUCACUCCUGAGGAAGCUGUGUAUACAGCCUGCCUCCACUAACUAUAACCUCCAGACGGCCCAGAAAAUGAAGGUCAUCCAGCUGGAUGGGGAGGUGGACCCAGGUCAGAUGGAGCUGCUUAGCGCGGUGCUCAACAAUGACGGAGCAGUGGUGCUUGGUAACAGUGAGAGGAUAAUUAUACCAGAGACUGUCAGAUUUAUCUGGGAGAUGGAAAAUGUAGAGAAGAUGAGCCCUGCAGUUCUGGCCAACGUAGGAAUCUUGAUGAUGACAUCACAAGAUGUCGGGUGGAAGAUGAUGUUAGUUCAGUGGCUGGAGAAAUGUGAUGAGGCAGACAAAGAAUUACUGACCGGAUUUUGUGACAUUUACAUUGAAAAGACAAUUGACUAUCUGACAAAGUGCUGCCAGCCGCACAUGUUUGGAAACAAUGACAGCACAGGGUGUCCUCGUUACAGGAGGGUCAUCAACCACUCUAUUGAGAAUAUGGUGGCCACGUUCACCACACUUCUGGAUGCCUUGAUCACCAGAUGUAGAGAACUGAGCGAUGUAGAACUGGAGCGCUAUUUUAACUUUGCCGCUAUCUGGGCCUUUGGAGGGACUCUGGAGGCUGACUGUCGAGAAUCAUUCAGUAACUGGUGGAAGGAGCAGUUCGAGCAGCAUAUUGACUAUCCAGAGGAGGGAACUGUGUUUGACUACUCUGUUGGGUCAGUGGAUGCAGUGGACCAGGGAACCCAUGAGUUUGUACGCUGGGCUGAUAUUCUCCCCUCCUAUAGCAGUAGUGCAGCGAUGGGUAUCCCUCCGGAGGCUUUUGUUCACACAGUCCCAGCUGAGCAAAUGACAUUCCUGCUGAGCACCUUGACUGACUUUCGUAAGUCUGUGAUGCUGGUGGGAGAAAAUGGAUGUGGAAAGACAGCCAUCAUCAACGACAAGAUCAGGACUGCAUACUCUGGAGAAGUGGCAGAAGUUCUGUCCCUUACCAUACAGGCCAAUAGGUUCACCAAUGCUAGACUGCUGUAUGACAGAUUAGACGAGAGACUAGAAUGGAAGCAUGGACAGACUUACGUUCCAAAGGGCAACAAACGUCUGCUCUGUCUGGUGGAUGACAUCAAUCUGUCACAGGUCGACAUGUCAGGCCAGCAGACAGCUGUGGAGUUGGUCAGAGAACACAUCGAUGAUGGUGGCUUCUAUAACCAGGACACCCAUGCUUGGCGCUACGUCAACAGUGUUACCUACUGCACCACUGUUAAUCCUAACACCACCGCCAAUGUCCCCAAACUCAGUCCCAGGUUCAUGAGGCACUUUGCUGUCUUUGGAGUUCCAUAUCCAGACUUGGCAGACCAACAGAGUAUUUUCUCCAUCCUUCUCCAAACUCACUUCAUUGCCCCAGAGACCUCUAGUGCCCAGGCUGGUCACCAUAUGCACGAUGAAAAGAACCUGGUCAUCAUAAAGAAACAGGAGGAGGCCAUGAGGUCCCUGCUGAACCUGAUCGUCAAGGUGACAGUAGAGCUACAGGAUCGCCUGAGAUCCAUGUACCUCAUGACUUCCCAGAGGUGCCAUUACCUGUUCACAAUGAGAGACCUCUCUGUUAUAUUCAAGAACCUAUGCCUGUCUCUGAGACCAGGGUGUACUAAAAGGAAUCUGAUGUUGCUAUGGCAGCAUGAGUGUACUUGGGUGUACUCCCACAGAAUGGUCAGUGAGGUGGACGUCCGUAGGUUCAGACAAGCUUUUGUGACGGCAGUCAAGAAGGAAUUUACCAAUGAUGAAGAGGUGACACAAAUGUUACGUGUCCGUCAGCCGUAUUUCAGUAACCUGAUAGAACAGGACAGUGGGGUGGUGACUGCCGGGAUGAUUGACACUCGUCACAGCUCCAACAUUUCAGAGGAGGACGCUAAAACUGAUCUCUACAAACCCGUCUUCAAGUUUGAAGACGUCAAAGAACUGAUGUCAAAGGGGGUAGAGGAAUAUAACAAAAUUCACCCCCGCAUCAAACUGGCCCUGUACAAGACUGUGAUAGAACAAGUGUGCCGAUUGGCUCGUACCAUCGCCUCACCCCACGAGACCUCCCACUCAGUACUGGUGGCUGAAGGGUGUCCAGGGAGGGCCACAAUCAUUGUCAAGCUGGCAGCCCACCUGUGUGGAUACACUGUCUAUCAGAUUAACCCCACCUCCAUGGGAUCCACCACUGAAUACAAAAUGGAUCAGUUCAAGGCAGACUUAGUGCAGGGAUAUACCAGAGCUGGAUCAAGAGGAGAGAAGAUCCUGUUACUCCUACAUGAGGAGGAGCUUCUGAAGGAGGACUUUAUUGUGUUCCUACAGGAGUUCAUCAUGGGGGGCUCUAUCAGUCACCUGUUUACCUAUGAGGAGCAGACCACCAUCAUCAACUCAAUCAGAACAGAGGUCACCCAGGCUGGACUCACCUACACUAGGGACGUGGCAUGGAACUUCUUCCUCAAAACUGUAAGAAAUAACUUCCGAGUGUGUUUCAUAAUGAAUGAAGGCAAAGAAGCUUUCCAAAGACGUUGUAGAGAAUUCCCAUCUUUUGCCAAGAAUGUCAACUUCCUUUGGUUUCCUCAUUGGUCCAAGACUCAGCUGGUUGAGCAUGCUCAGUAUCACUUCAAAGACAUUAGCUGGAUGUCUGACCUUCAGAGAGAGAACAUCUCUUACAUGUUGGCCUCCAUGCACCUGGUCCUCCGUCAGCAGGACGGACAGGAGAGGGAUGCUGGGGAGUACUGUCACAUCACCAACACCAGCUACGAGAAGUUUGUAGAAAGAUAUAUAUCCUUAGCCAGUGCCAAGCAUGAAGAGGUUAACAAUGACCAUGAAUCAGUGACAAAAUCAUUGAACCAUAUCAAACGUGAGAAUGAGGUUGCCCUCAAACUCAGAAAACUGCUGGAGCAUGAAAUGAUUGUACUGGAGGAAAGAAAGCAAGGCACCAUUAAAAUCUUGUCUCAAAUUGGGAAGGACACUGCCAUUACAGAACAACAGAUCAAAGUGGUCAAAGCACAACUGGACAGAAUCUCCAGACUCAAGAAGUUGCUCCCAGAAUACCAAGUUGCCCAUGAGAGAGCAGUGUAUAAAGCUAUAGCCAUUGUGGCAGACACAAAGAAGGUCAUUCAGAACAUGGAUAUAGAGAAACUCAGUGAACUGAGAGGCAUGAACAAACCUAUACUGGACAUUGAGGACCUGAUGACAGCCAUCAUCAUGAUCUUGAAAUCACCAUCUGCAGACCUAACUUGGCAGAAAGGAGCAAAGAGGCAAAUGGCAAAUUUAGAAAGAUUCAUUGAAGAGCUGAUGUCAUUUGAUGACAACCAACUCCCAGAAUCCACUCUACUUUUGGUGGAGCCCUAUCUGAAGAAGCCCAGCUUUGACCCUGCUGCUCUAGAGAGAAAGACCAGUAACUCCGCCUGUGGCGCCCUCUGUAAGUGGGUCAUUGGCGUGGUACGAUACCACAGGAUGAUGAUCUCAAAGGUAAAACCACUGCACCAGAAAGUAGAAGAGACUACAACAGCUGUGGAUGAAGCUGAACACAAGAUGUCUACUCUGGAAAAUAAAAGAAAGUCACAUGAAGAGAGAUUGAAUGAUUUGGCCAGAGGAUUUGAAGAAGCCACAAUUGACAAAAAUCAACAGGAAGAAAAGACCAAAACAAUGAAGAAAAAACUGGAGACUGCUGCUCAACUCAGAAAGAUUUUGAAAGGAGAGAGACAAAGAUGCCAGCAGAUCUAUGAUUCCCAUGAACGUCGAUUGGUGGCUAUACCAGGUGGUUGUGCCAUGGCAGCUGCCUUUGCCACAUAUCUUGGACCCUACCAUCACAACUUUAGACGAGUCAUGCUGACCAUUCAUUGGCCAAACUGCCUGAGAGAGAGGGGAAUUCCUCUAGUUAUUGAUAGUAUUGAUGGAUUGAAAGGUCGAGUGAUAGACUGGACCAUUGACUUCUUGAAGACUGCCUCUGGGGCCAGCCAGGUGUAUGACAUUGACUAUACGUCCGCCCUGCUGGGUCAGAAUAUGGAGCAUGAUGACUCUAACGCCACUCAGCCACAAGAAGAAGCAGAGGAGGAACCUGUGGCAGCUGAAGGUGAGGAGAAUAAGGAAAAAGUAGAGGAAGAAGGAAAAGAGGAGGACAAAGAGGAGGGUGAGGAGAAAGGAGACAAGGAAAAGUCAGAGAAAGAGGAGAAAAAAGAGGAGGCAGAGGAACAUACAGAUGAUAAAGAACAGGAGGAGUCAGACAAAGGAAAGGAGAAGUCCCUCGCCAAGAUUCAGGAGGAAGGCAGCGAGGGGGAUAAGGAGAGUGAGGUCACUCAGUCCACUACUUCUAUGAUGACCUCUGUCCAGUACAAUAAGUAUGUCCUGUCACUCAUCAAGCUUCUAGUAGGGGAGAGAACUCUGAACGACUGGACUCGCAAAGACUUUGGACCAAGGCAGAUAGAAAAUGCAGCCAUUUUAUGCUCGUCAUGGCAACGACCUCCCAUGAUGAUUGACCCUAAUGGAGAAGGAUCUGUGUGGUUGGGAAAACUCAAUAAAUUAUUGAAUUCUAAGAAACUGAUAUCCUUGGACAUGGAAACAAGGUCUGAUCCACAUGUACUUAUAACACUGGAGAAGGGGAUCAUGAGAGGAAAGCCAAUCUUACUGACUAAUUGUGAGGAACACAUCGACAAUGUCAUCACUCCUCUCAUCCAUCAUCGUAACACAGCCGAGGAAAAUGACAAGAAUGAGGAAGCCCGCAUGAUAAAAUUCUGUGGCCGACGAGUAUUGUGCCAGCCAGACUUCAGGUUCUACUUGUCGACACCACUUGCCAAACCACAAUUCAACCCAGAAGUGGCUUCCACCACCACCUUGAUCAACUUUGGAGUGUCACAUGACACCCUGACUGAGGAUCUUUUGACCCGGGCAUUUGCCAGGAUGAGACCUGAGUUGUACCAGGAGAGAUGUAAGGCCCUGAAAAAUCUACAGCUACAGAAGGAUACUCUGCUUCAUCUGUCCGAGAUUGUCAAGUCCCAUGUGUUGUCCAAUCAAGCUGGGAUAUUAGGGAGUGCCAAGGCCCUGAAAUAUAUCACAGACAUGACUAAUGCUAAGAUUGAAUUAGCAAACAGACUGAAUGACACCCAAGCACUGCUGUUACACUUGAAUGAUCUCAAAGAUGACCUGUUCCCCUUGGCUCGCCGAGCAGCCAUGUUGUAUGCAAUCAUCCGUAGCUUGCAGAGUGUUCACAAUGAAUACCAGUUCUCCCUCCAUUAUUUCAUUGAACUGUUUGACGAGGCUGUAGGAGGAGAGCUACCCCCAGAAUUCCUCAAUGGAGACGAGGAUGAAGGAGGAUAUGAGGAUGGGGAUGAAAGCUCUGCUGGAGGGGCACUACAGAAGAAACGUAAGGGUAGUGCAGCCAGUUCUCAGGAAUCCAAAGCCAGUGCUACAGCCGGCACUGGGGACAAACAGACUCUCAAGUCGGAGAAAGAAGAUGGAGACAAGGAGUAUGCUGAUGACUUUGAAGAGGACAAAACAGAAGAAAAAGCUAAGGAAACGGAUAAAAACCUAGAACCCCCACCUGAAACUCAAUUAGCAGAUCAAGCCUAUAUUGAGUUGUUAACAGUUUGGAAAAAGCAGGGAGAUUCUGCCAGCACUGCUGCAGCUCAGAAACUUCUGGAAGGAUCAGAAUCAGAUGAUUUACCUCCCCUUGAUAUCCCAGAGACUCUUCCCUUGCCAACAGAGGGUGUUGAGUAUGAAAGCCUCUCAGCCAAUCAGAUCAAGCAAGUCAUGGACAAGAUGACUGGAUUGGUCUACAGAAGAAUAAGAGAAGCCUUGUAUGAAGAGGACAUUUUACUAUUGGCCACAUUGUUGUGCCUCAACAUUGAGGCAGAAGGAACUGAAAACUUCUCUAAUGAAGAAAUGUCACUUCUCCUGCAAGGAAAUCCUGGUUUGGGAAUGCUGUUAACCCUGAAUGACUUUGACUGUAAGGACCGCCCCCCAGCAUGGCUGCCCCAGGAGAAGUGGGAAGACAUCUUGGCCCUGUCUGUCCUGCCUGGACCAUUAGACAGUCUCUGUGUCCACAUGGCCCAAAACUCCAAAUCCUGGAAGUCCUGGUACAAGGUUGAAUAUCCAGAGAGGGAGCCACUGCCUCUGUCCUCAGCAGGGGGGGAAGAAGACAAACGUCCAUCUUCCGGAGGGAGUAAGAACAGUCAAAGUAAUGGCAUGAAGACCCCUGACCUUGGGCCUCUCUCUGACUUCCACCAACUUCUACUGUUACGUAUGCUGAGAGAGGACCGUCUGCCUGCUGCUCUGGUCCGCUAUGUUAACAAGCAUCUAACAAUUAAUCUACCAGAGCAAACUGAAUUUAAUUUGAGUGACGUCCUUCAAGAUGCUAAGCGCCAUCUUGGGGUGUUAUUGCUGCUGCCUCCCAGUGUCUCGGAAAGCCAGCAACAUCCUUCCAACAGACUGCGCCUAACAAAACCACCAGUGGAAGUUCUCAAGAAAAUGGCUCAGGCCAUCGGAGCCCAAGUGGAGACUGUUCGUGUAGGAGAUGGAUGUCAGAUUCUGGUGGAUGAGGCAAUAGACAGUGCAGAUAAAAAUGAUGGCUGGGUGAUAAUCCAGGAUCUUCAUCUGGCUCCUCCCAAAUUCUUCAACGAUCUGAAGAAACAUCUUGUUAGAGUGGCUAGAUCAAGAAGCAAUGCCCAGGAUGAUAAACAGAAAGGAAAUCGUUUCUGCGUUUGGAUUACAUCAGAGCCCUACCCACUCAUUCCAAGCUUCUUGCUGCAGAACCUGCAUAAAAUAGCUUGGAACCACAUUACAGAAGAUGUCAUUAACUCAGGGACAACAAAGGAAGAUCAGAAGGACACAGAGGGAGGGAACCAGUCCCAGAAAGCCCCACUGGCCAUUGUAUAUAGGUCACCGUCAACAUAUCUCCACUCAGCAAUUGUUUCCACCCUCAAACAAGUACCAGUGGACCUGUUGGACAAAGUGUCUACAGAGCCCCAGAUGAUUCGCACUAUUGCUUUUGGUCUGGGAGUCAUACAAGGAAUGCUGGUUUCCCGCCAACUGUUUGGUGCUCAGGGUCUCAACCAGUGGUACCCAUUCAACCGGGUUCAGAUGGAGCAGGCCCUGUUAGCCCUUACCAGUAAAAUGCUUAAAACCGAAGACCAGCAGGCUCCCAAAGUGGACACAAUGGCUGAGAUAUUUGCAAAAGCUGAAUCUCCAUGGCCAACCAAUGUGUCAGCCAGAUCAGAACCACCCCACAAACUGGCUCUGACUGGUUAUGUGGACCAGUUGAUUUAUCAGAACUGUGUAUUGACCUACAGUGACAUGGAUUAUGUUGAGGCAUGUGUUAAAAAUGUCCUGAACAGUUUAUACCAGGACAGUACAGGCAGUUUGGUUCUGGGAAGUGUGGCUAUCCCGACUCCCCCAGCUAAUGUGGAUCCUGUGGACUUUGGACAAUGGUAUGAAGAUAAUGUUGAUGAGGAGUUUACACUAGGAGCUCUUCAGCUACACAGCAGUGUGGAGAGGGAAACCAUCGACUCAGAGGCCACUAGUUUCGUUCGAAAUUUGGACUUGAUGUUUGAAACCCAAACCAUGGAGGCAGGUGAUGUAGCACGCUCACAGCAAGACAGUGUGAAUAUCAUGAGACUGCGAUCAUCUUUGGACAUGUGUGCAGAAGAGUUACCUAAUCUUCUAGAGCUAGGACAGGUUGGAGAUAUGAUCAAACAUGACUAUGACUUCCCCUACCAUGUCCCCAGCCUUGUGAGUGUAGCGACAGUCAGUAGCUCUCAGAUGCCAGAGACCAUUGGAUACUGCUUGUUGCAGGAAUGCCUAUGGAUGAACAACUCCAUUUGUCAUAUGAGACAACAGAUCCAUGAUCUACAAGGCUGUUUAUUAGCGGGUCCAGAGGCCAUUCCUAAGGAGCUCCUGCCUACAGCCUGCUGCCUACAGGAGGAGCAUGUUCCUGUAUCCUGGAUCCAUCCUAAUCGUCAGCCAUCUACUCACUCCCUGGUCUCCUGGCUGGAAGACUUAAAGAAAAGGUACAACCAGUUACAUACCUGGGUUAAACACAGCAUGGUUCCUGUGUUCAAGGACGGAAUUCUGGAGAACCCAACCAUUGCAGCAGGUCGACUGGGCAAAGUGUGGCUUGGAGGACUGGUCAACCCUCAGGCCCUCUUAGUGGCUAUCAGACAGGAGAAAGCUAUUGUAGCCCAGUGCUCAAUGUCUGAGAUAUCGUUUGAGUGUAUUGUACUGGACAAUGUCAACACAGAUGAUUAUGAUGUGGAUGAAGGAGGGAUGUUUGUCAGUGACCUCAAUCUUCAAGGGGCUGCCUGGGAUUAUGAAAAUGAUUGCCUCAAAGAUCCCAACUCAUCUCUGUAUAAAAUUCCAUACAUUUACAUGAAGCCCAUCAUAACAGCUGAACAAGUAGACAAGGUCAAUCAACAGACAAUAUAUCCAUGUCCUAUUUUCAUGAACAAGAGCAGACAAGUCCAGACCACUGAAGUGAACUUAAACUGUCCAGUCCCAGUGGAGAAAUGGAAGCUGGCCAGAGUAGCCCUUAUCCUGGACCCAGGACUGCCAGAAGAUGGUGUGAAGAAGUCAAGGUCCUACAUGAUGCUGAUGAAAGCUCCCCUGAUGCCAAUACAAGAAGAAGAAUUCAUUCACUCAGAUGAAGAGGAAGAGGAACUUAUUGAGCUCGAGCAGGGUGAAGAGGUCGAGAACUCAGAACAGUCCCAGAUGUCAUAUAGACCAAUGAGUCCCAAAGCUCCUCCCUUACCUCCAGGACUUGCCUUACAGAAAGAGCCUCCAAUGGGUGGGGAACAACCCUUAGGAGAUACUGCAAAGAAGUCAAGUGUGAAAGGAAGCAAGGACUCAGUUUACAGUCAAGGAAAGUCUGAAGGAAAGAAAGGAAGUGGAGGUGGUACACCAACAAAAGCAAGUGAAAGAUCCGGUCAACAGUCCCCAGUGGCAAAACCAGGUUCUAGGCCUCCUACAAGGGGUAGUAUGACCAGUAAGAAGUCCAGAGGUAAAGAAAAUGUGACCUCAGAGGAAGACGUAAAGGAACACAAAAGUACCUCAAGACCUCGAUCUGAGCAUGAGGACCCUGUGACUCAGGUGGAGAUUGAGCAUAGUGAAGAUGAGACUGGAGAAGGAACAGACAGGAAAAACCCUCAACAGACUAGUGACAGAAGCUCAGAAGGAAAUCAGAAUCAAAAUGCAACCGAGAAGAAAAAAUCAGAAUCUGUCAAGAGUUUGAAGAAAAGUGAAUCUUCACACAGUUUGAAGAAAGGUGAAUCCAUCAAGAGUUUGAAGAAAGGUGAAUCAACUCAGAGUUUGAAGAAAGGUGAAUCAACUCAGAGCUUGAAGAAAGGUGAAUCAACUCAGAGCUUGAAGAAAGGUGAAUCAACCCAAAGUCUGAAAAAGGGUGAAUCAACCCAGAGUCUGAAAAAGGGGUCAUCUGGGGAAAAUUUAUACAAAACAAAAUCCAAAGAGAGUCUAAAGAAAGUCCCAUCAGGUGAAAACCUUCAAAAGACCGAGUCCAAAAACAACAUUCAUGAUGAGCAGACAAAAUCCUCUGAUCCACCCACCAAUCGUACUGAAGAUGAGAAACAAGGAUCAGACAAGACAAAAUCCUCUGGUCCGCCAACAAAUCGCACAGAAGAUGAAAAGCAGGGGUCAGAAAAGACAAGAUCCUCACCUCCACCAACCCAUCCUACUGAAGAGGAAAAACAGCAGUCAGAAAAGACAAAAACUCCACCUCCACCAACUAAUCGCUCUGAAGUUGAGAGGAGGGAUUCAGAUUAUAUGAGAGAGACAAAAACAACAUCAGAUGACAACCAGAAACAGGAAUCUAGUGUAGCAGACGACAAACAACCAGAAACCAGCAAAGAGCAAGAACCAGCUAAAGAGGUGGAGACAACUCUUGCAAAGGACAAGGAUGAUUCAGAUUUGAUGUAAUUGUAAUUGAGAAUAGAUUUAUUUAUUACUGCCAUUUCACAAAUAUUUAAGAUGUGAGUUCCAGAACGCUUUAAAAAUACUGAUUGCAUCUUGAGAGAUGAAUGAACAAUUUACACUGUUACAUAAAACAUAAACUGUGUUUCUGAAAUAUGAUUAUAACUGCUGAUAUGGUUGUUCCUAGGGGAAAAGAAGGCAAGAUUGCGUUUUUGUUGAUUUUGUAAUGUGAUAUAUGUAUAUUAAAAUGAGUGCCUUAAUUAGCAAAGGAUAUUAGAAACUUUUACCUAAAGCAUUCCAGCCAAAAGCUGAUUGCAAUAUUAAAUAUGUUGUAUUUUUGAUGUUCUGAUAUAGAUUGAUAUAUAUUUUAUUGUGAAAAUUCCAUCCAAUAUUUUCCAGUGAUAUAAGUUACAACAUUCCGUCCACUGUUGACCUGAAGAAAGUUCCGUACUUUGUUAUAUUUUUGCCUUUUUUUUUUUUUUUGUAUUUAUUAUAUAUUUGUUGUUAUGUCUUCUUUUUUGUUGUUGAUUUAUAUUUUUAUAUUUGGAUACUUAAUGCAUCACUGUCUUAAGAUUGAAAAUUGUUCAUGUGAGAGACAUUUGUUGUCAUGUGUAAUAUAAGUGGUCUAAGUGUGUAUUGCACAUUAUUAUUACUUAGGAAAAAAGGUUUUCUGUGCUAGCAUAAAUUUCUUUGCGUUUAAAAUUUCUAUGCAUAUUUGAUGAUGAAUAAAAUAAAAUUUUAACAUCC